This is a messenger RNA of Fusarium proliferatum ET1, 339 nucleotides long. RefSeq lists its product as uncharacterized. The transcript has a single exon. Bases 1 to 339 code for a protein of 112 amino acids. NCBI's taxonomy places the organism in Eukaryota, Fungi, Ascomycota, Sordariomycetes, Hypocreales, Nectriaceae. The record is from RefSeq and is a predicted model, not a curated record.
AUGAGGGUCUUGAUCAACUUGAAAGCCGCCAACUGCCGCAUUGUCUUGGCCGUUGGUAUCUUCGGACGAAGUUUGUGUAGUCUGAUCAAAGAUCCUGACGUUGAUAUUGAAGAGAAUGCUGAAGAUGCUGUCUAUGAUGCUGUCUAUGGAUAUCUCAUUCUGGCCAUUUCAUCUUCUAACUACUCCAUGAUGCAUCUUCGGCUCACAGCCACCAUACCAAGACUUUAUUUCCUGCUCCAAGCCCCUCUCAUCUUGCCACUGGUUCAGAAGAACAAAGCGAACCAUGAUAUUUACCCCUGCAGGCACGAAGUGACCUCAAGUCAUGCUAUCCCGCAUUAG